Molecule: messenger RNA, 2876 nt
Organism: Phlebotomus papatasi
Lineage: Eukaryota; Metazoa; Arthropoda; Insecta; Diptera; Psychodidae
Gene: SCAR
Product: actin-binding protein WASF3
Exons: 6
Coding region: 487-2292 (601 amino acids)
Biological process (GO): actin cytoskeleton organization; positive regulation of Arp2/3 complex-mediated actin nucleation
Cellular component (GO): cytoskeleton
Molecular function (GO): protein kinase A regulatory subunit binding; Arp2/3 complex binding; actin binding
Source: RefSeq, a predicted model, not a curated record
ACUUUUCAUCGAUUUCUCAUUCUCAUGUUUUGUUGGUUAUUAUGGAGAAAGGUUGAUUUUGUGGUGCGUGAGUGAAAUAAAAGUGCAAAAAACCUCCUGAAAUAGGCAAAGAACCGUGAAAAUUGUGAUUGCAGUGGGUGCAUGGUGUGGCAAAUGCCAGAGUGCAAGUGAAUAAGAUGAGUUGAAUGUGGUGGAAGAGGUGAAAUUUCAAGGGUAAUCUGCGGAGAAGAACCUGAGUCACUCCCGAUUUUGACAGAUUCGUCCGCACCCAGCAAAAAAGUUUUUUUUUUUGUUGUGAGCCUCUGCCCCCGGACUGCGCACCACAUUGCCCAGCCACCGAGGUACAUCAGCUAAAUCUCCAUUUGGAGAAAAGGAUAGAGAUUUAGCAAAGCAUAAAUUGAUAUUGGAGAGAUAGAGGGAAUUUUUUGUUGUUGUUGAUAAUACGGAAGGUAAAGGAAAGAGGAAGAAGAGUUAAAAGGAAACAAAAUGCCUCUUCCAAAGAGACACGUUGAACCCAUUUAUAUUGCGAGAUCGCAAUAUGUCAACAAUGAUUUUCAGGAGUCAAUUGAACUAGAAACUGUGACAAAUACAACACUAACAAACAUUAUUAGGCAAUUGUCGUCCUUGUCGAAGCAUUCUGAGGACCUUUUUGGUGAAUUAGCACGCGAUACUGGUGCUCUAGCGGAAAGAUUUAACUCACUGCAGGCCCGAAUCGAUAGGUUGGCCAUUAAAGUGACCCAGUUGGAUAGUACGACUGAGGAAAUUUCACUGACGGACAUACAACUGAAGAAGGCCUUCAAGAGUGCCAGUAUGUUCGAUCAGCAAAUAUUUUCGCGUAGCACAAUGCCAACAGCAAUGCUGGAGACAUAUAAACAAUGUGAUAAGCCACCGCCACUGGAUAAGCUCAAUUGCUAUCGAGAUGAUGGGAAGGAUGGAUUGAAGUUCUACACAGAUCCCAAUUACUUCUUUGAGCUGUGGCGACAGGAAAUGCUCAAGGACACUGAAAGGGUGAUGCAUGAUCGUGGGAAGAAGAUUCACAAACCACGACCAGAUGGAGCUACGGCUGGUGCUGGUCCAAGGCACAAGAAACGUGUCAGGACGCCCCAUAACACCAGGGAGAAGCAACGCCAAAUAGCAAUAGGACACGGUGAAACCUUAAUGCCAAAUAAUGUUAUCUAUAGAACACCAAAUUCCCUCAUGAACCCAGAUGAUCCAUACAACAACAUGUCCAUUUACGAUAUGAGACCCAACAGACCAAAUUCAAUUGAAUUGCGUCGAAGUUACCCAGCUGAGGCGGUUGAUGGGUAUCCCCCAGGAUCACCAAACUAUCAACAGCAGAACAAUUACCAUCAACAACAAACAAUGUACGAUGAAAAUGUUUACAAUCACCAAGCUCUCUAUGGGGCUCCGGGUGGCCAGGCUCCACUCUCGUCCGACAGUCUCUAUGCCCCGGGGACUCCAUCGAGGACAAAGCCACGUCCGUCACAGCCACCGCCGGCACCGCCAUCGUCCGGCAGCGGCGGUGGCACUCCUAGCACAUCGAAUGCCAACACACCAACACGUGGCAGGAGCAUGUCCACUGGACGCGAUACUUUGCCUCCUCCGCCGCCAAUUCCCGAGGCCAUUACCUCUCCGCCGCCCCCAAUAAAUGGCGGCAGCGUGGCGGCCAAGCUGCUGGGCAGGAGUCACAGUACUUCGCGUUCCGGAUCGCCACAGCUCAAUUCAACUGUGCAGGAUCAGAAUGCCCUAGUGAUGGCUCAGCUCAAUACCCAGAUAAAUAAUUUAGCAAAUAUGGGCAUCCAUGGAGUGCCCCAUCAAAUUAGUGCAAUGAAUGAUUUACCUCCACCACCACCAAUUCCCGAACAGAUGUCUCCCAAACCUUCACCACCAAAUUCUGCUCCACCACCUCCGCCACCUCCUCCGCCACUUGUCGAUGGCCUAAUGAGUCCUCCUCCAACAAGUUGUGCCCCCAUUGCGGCCCUGACAAAUGGCGAUGUGAAGAAUUUGAAUGCUAUCAUGAAUGUGCAGCAGCAGAAUAUCAUUAAUCCUACCAAAAAGAUUCUACCGCCCGUUCAUGAUAACAGAAAUGAUCUAAUGAAGGCAAUUCGCGAUGGAAUCAAACUGAGGAAAGUGGAAAAGUCCGAAGCGAAGGAGAAUGAGCGUUCGACGGCUUUCCAUGAUGUUGCAUCAAUUCUGGCCAGGAGGGUGGCUAUUGAGCUUUCAGAGUCGGAGACAUCGGAAAGUGAUGAGGACAGCGAGGGUUGGAUGGAGCCUAAUGAGACUUCAGCGUAAAUGAUGCAACAUGGCACCAAGAGGAAGGUGAAACAAAAAGGAAGUUUCUAUAAUAGACAACUUGGUAAUUAAAUUAUUUGAUUUAUAUACUUUUCCUAAAUGCAAUUCACAUCGAUUGGAUGACAAACCUCGAGAGAGGCGGUUUAGUCAUUUUCUUAAAAGAUAUAUAAAAUAUGAUUAAUAUAUUUGUAGUAAAGAGAGAGAGAGAGUUUUCUGUGCUUUGCGCAUAUUUUCUAUUACUGCCUCCAUAAAAUAAUGUUUGGGAAUUUUUUUUUCAAUUGUAAAUAGCAUUGAAGAUAUAUUGCAAACGAGAGAUAUUUUUUUUGUCAAAUAAUAACAUUGAAUUUUAUUAUUUGUCGGAGUGAAGGAUGAUUCUUAGAAACGCGAUGACCAAAGGUCUCGCCCUUUUGACUCCGACUGCGCAUCUGUGCAUUUAUUUCUGCAUCUACAUACAUAUAUAUAUUGCUUGCCGGGCCAUUUUCAAAUAUUGAGCAUACCUGGCGUAUUUUUUGUACUUGUAUAUUUUUUUAAGGAUAAAAAGAAACAUUACUCUUUUGUUAUUUAAAAAUAAAUUACGAAAUGUA